AUGUCUUCCAGCGACAUGGAGCUUGCCGUUAAGCGUUUCUUCUCGUCUCCCCGCUUCGCCGUAGCCGGCGCCAGUACGGACACAAGCAAGUUUGGCUACAAAUUGCUCGCGUGGUACCACCAGCAUUCGCUGCCCGUUACUCCGCUGAACCCCAGGUCGCCCGAAAUCAAACUGCCAUCCAAGACCUAUGCCACUGUGAAAUCGCCCUCGGAGCUCUCGUCCCCCGCCCAGACUUCCCUGUCCAUAGUCACGCCGCCUAAAGUGACGAGAGAGAUUCUGAAGGAGGCCCAGGCUCUCGAUAUUCCCGCAGUGUGGCUGCAGCCUGGCACGUUCGAUGACGAGAUUCUGGAGUAUGCGAAACAACACUUCCAGGCGGCGAUUGGGGGCGAUGGUGGGAAUGGAGACGAGGGCUGGUGCGUGCUAGUGGACGGCGAGGACGGUUUGCAGGCGGCGGGCGUUGACUGGACGUUGCAGAAACUGUAG
Ophidiomyces ophidiicola is the source of this 483-nucleotide messenger RNA. RefSeq lists its product as uncharacterized. The coding region runs from base 1 to 483 and encodes 160 amino acids. The transcript is spliced from 2 exons. The record is from RefSeq and is a predicted model, not a curated record. Lineage: Eukaryota; Fungi; Ascomycota; Eurotiomycetes; Onygenales; Onygenaceae.